Molecule: messenger RNA, 1273 nt
Organism: Balearica regulorum gibbericeps (East African grey crowned-crane)
Lineage: Eukaryota; Metazoa; Chordata; Aves; Gruiformes; Gruidae
Source: RefSeq, a predicted model, not a curated record
AUCAGCUGCAAUGGCUUUACCCUCAGUGACCAAAGAGGACUGCAGGCUGUGGGUGUGGGAAUCUUCCCCAACCUCUGCCAGGCCAACCAUGACUGCUGGCCCAACUGUACCGUCAUCUUCAACAAUGGCAAUCAUGAGGCUGUAAAAUCAAUGUUCCACACACAGAUGAGGAUCGAGCUACGGGCACUGAGCAAGAUUUCUCCAGGGGACGAGCUGACCGUUUCCUACGUGGAUUUCCUCAACGUGAGCGAGGAGCGGCGGAAGCAGCUGAAGAAGCAGUAUUACUUCGACUGCGCCUGCGAACACUGCAAGAAAAAGAUCAAGGAUGACCUGAUGCUGGCGGUGAAGGCGGGGGAAAGCAAGCCCUCUGCAGAGACGGUGAAGGAAGUCACCCAGUUCUCCAAGGACACGCUGGAGAAGAUUAACAAGGCCCGUAUGGAGGGACUUUACCACGAAGUUGUGAAGCUCUGCCGCGAGUGCCUGAAGAAACAGGAGCCUGUGCUGGCGGACACGAACAUCUACCUCCUGAGAAUCCUCAGCAUUGCAUCCGAGGUGCUCUCCUACCUCCAGAUGUUUGAGGAAGCAGCUGACUAUGCCAAGAGGAUGGUGGACGGCUACCUGAAACUAUACCAUCCCAACAAUGCACAGCUGGGGAUGGCUGUGAUGCGUGCAGGAGUGACUCACUGGCAUGCUGGUCUCAUUGAAGCUGGGCAUGGCUUGAUCUGUAAAGCCUAUGCCAUUCUCCUGAUAACCCAUGGACCUUCCCACCCAAUUACCAAAGACCUGGAGGUAAUGCGUGUCCAGACAGAGAUGGAGCUGCGCAUGUUCCAGCAGAAUGAGUUUGUGUAUUACAAGAUGAGGGAAGCUGCCCUCAAAAACCAAAAGAUUCAAGUCAUGCCUGAACCAAGCAAUGAGACCUCACCAAGCCUCUUCCACAAGAAGGAAUAAACCCCAAGAUUGACACAAAUUCAUGCCUGUGGGAUAACAUCACUUGUGGCAUCUCCAAACACAGGAAUGUGUUUGGAGAUAUAUAGGAGAUAUAUAGGAAUGUGACAUAUCCAUAAGGAGUGUUUCCAGUGGCACCAGUCUGACAACAUGGACCUGCUGGGGGAAGAGUCCUGAAAAAUCUUCUGAGAGCUAAAACCAGAAGAGAUCUUGGCAGGAACAACAUCCUUUUUCUACCACUAGCAUUAAAAAUCAAAGCAAAAAAAAAAUCUAUUAUAAAAUUAUUUGCAUCCUCAUUGGAAGCCUGUUUCUCUCUACAUAAGUCUUG